Molecule: messenger RNA, 4378 nt
Organism: Symbiodinium necroappetens
Lineage: Eukaryota; Dinophyceae; Suessiales; Symbiodiniaceae
Source: the annotation of a GenBank genome assembly
AUGGCCCGGCGGCUGCUGCUUUUCCUGGGCCUCGGGCUGCAGGCGCCCCUGCUGCAAGCCCAGACCAACGAGGAUGUGGCCUUCAUGCAAGGCAGCCCGCUGGGCUGCUUUGUCAGAGGUUUUAAAUUUGACCGGUAUAUUCCGAACAAGAACAUCAACACAACCAGUCUGAAGCUAUGCCAAGAGCAUUGUCAAUAUGUUGAUGGGUGCGUCAAGUUCUCCUACAGGGCUUUCUGGGGAGAAUGCUGGUUCGCUGACAUCAACGCAGUCGAAGUUCCCGUGGACAGCCCCUACUUGAUCGUAGGCUACAGAACCUGCGAUGCAGAAGGAAUGCACCUGCCUGCAAGGUGCAGCACCGAGACGCCAGGGAAUGGUUUCCCCGGUCAAUCUGCCGAAGCCUCCAACAGCGCAUGGCCAGGUGGCAAGCAGCCCUAUGGCCUGGAGUGCUGGCCAAAGAGUUGGGACGGGGCGCCCCUUCCUUGCACUCAGGUCGACGUGCUCGACGACACGAAGAACGGGUGGCCGGGGAAAUGUGUCGGCCUUGUAGAGAUGAAAGAGAUCAACGGAUCCAAGUGCGGCGAGAACUGCCGCCAGCAUCCUGAGUGCCAAUCGUGGCAGAAGACGGUUUACAACAGCUGUUGGCAGGGGCUUGGCAAGGACUGCUUCGUCCGUGGCAACUUCAUGCCGAAGGAAGCUCAACGGCUUCAGCAUGGAUCUGUACGAGUGCUGAAGGACCUGACGGGGUAUCAGAUAGUUGGUUUGUGGAAAGGCUUCGACAAUGACGAAGGAUUCUUUCAGAAUGUGCAGGAUGCGAUAUCCUUUUGCAAGCACAUGUGCUACUCGGACUUCAGAUGUCAAUACUGGACUUAUGCUCCGAAUUAUGGCUGCUGGAUUGAGGAUGCGUCGCAGGAGUAUGGGCCACCUUUCCCACUAACACUGGAUGCCGCCCGCCGGGACACAAUGUUUGCCCAAGACUGUGUGGCCGGUGAGUAUAUCCAGCACUUUUGCCCAGAAGGCUCCGUGAGCCGCAAGGAGCCGGCAGCUCCGGUGACCCUGUCGAACUGUGCGGAACGUGGCUUCCGAUACGAGCCACCCGACAUGUUCCUCAGCUUCAGGACUGCAGAGGCCAACUACGAGGCGUGUCGCCAGAGGUGCAAACUGACGGUCUAUUGCAACUUCUUCGCGUACUGGCCUGAUGGCGGCUGUCACAUUUCUGGUGGUGAUGCUCAUAGGGUGCCAGCAGAGAACUACGAAGUCAUUUCAGGUCCCACGGAUUGCUCCAAAGCCUAUUCCACCACAACAAACCUGGAAGCCUGGGCGACGACCGCACCAACGUUGUCACCGGUGGUGGUGCAACCGGGCAAGACAGGAGUGAAGCCCAAAGUAGCACAUGACGACACCAAGCCGGUGGAGCUUCCAGACACGGCGCACAUGGCUGAGAUUGCGAUCGUGCUUCACAACUUGGACGUCUCGUCCCUGUCAGAACCGGAAGUCCACCUCCUGCAAGCACGGUAUGCGCAGGCACUCUCACAGACCUUGGGUGUUCCAGUGGAUCAGGUACAAGAAGGACCAGGUGCCAACGAUCUGAAGGCCCAGGUGAAGCUCACACCAACGGCUGGCGGGUCCAUGCUCACAGCCUUCACCCUGAACGACCCUGUCGGAAGCCCGGACCCUGCAAAGCUUUUGGCCAAGCUGAAGGUCCCUGCGCUGCCGUCCAAUCUGAAAGCAGCGACCAGUGGCGCCGCGCUGCCGCCGUCGUCCAUGUCAGGUCCUCUGCUCGUUAGCGAGCCGCUGGUGGGAACCAAGGAGCACCCACUGAAGGGCCCGCGGCCUCAGCCCAGCUUCUUCUCGCAGUGGUGGCCUUUGAUUACCGUGCUGGCGAUCAUCGCUUGCAUCGGCGGAGGAAUCUUCAUCCACAGAAUGUAUGAAGAGCAAUUGGAAGAGAAGCGUCUUGUCGCUUCUGGCAGAGGGAUCUCCGUGCAAGACUCGGACAUGUCCGUCUCGCUGAAGGAUGUUGAGGACUUCGACUCGGGCUACGAUCCAUCCCCUGGUUCGGGCAACGGCUACCAGCCGACGCCCUACCCGGCUCCCUACCAGAGUUCUGCCUCCUAUGGAGGUCCGUCUUCGCAGCAGCAUGUCCGCAAGUUUUGGGCUGUGUGUCCUGUGCGAACCUGUGCGCUUGCCCUUGCCCCGGGCAUGAUGCUGCAGCCUAGGUCAGUCCCCAUGUACCCCGUGGCAGAGACAUCCGAGGCCUUUCAGGGCAAGGGCAUCAACUGGCUCAUAGACGCCUCCUCAGAGCUGUACAACCGAAAGAGUACUUGGAACUUGGGGAAGGUAAGAACUUCGGCACUUGCAAACGACGAUCGGCGCGGAGAUGCUUGGACCACCGGUAGGAGGCGGCGGGAGAUGGUCAUUCAGCGGACGCCAGGCCCAGACGUUCGGCCACAAUUCCAAGAUACGGAGCCUUUGCAAUCCUCUUUGAGGUGUGCAUUGAUGAUCAUCGGGACGCUUUUCACAACUGACGAUCGCUCUCUUCAAGGGCCUUCACCCACCUAUCCCCUGCUCCAAUCCUUGAAUCCGACAAGCUCUCCAGCCGGCCCAGAGGAAGGGCUGGAGGAUGCGACGGAGACACCGCUCUCCCCGAGGCCGGCGGCAUCCUCCAGGACAGAUCCACAUUUGUUCUUCAGCCCCAUGCCCAUGCAGCGGCACACAGAGGCGCCUGCCGUUUCACCAUGCAGUCCAAGCAGAGCAUGCCGCGACAUAAAGGGCGAUGCGGCGGAAGAACUUUGUCAUCUUUCAGAAGCCGUGAAUGCCCGGGUCUGCACAUGGAGCGAUGUGGGCGAUCCGAAGCAUUUGCGAUCGCGGCAAGAUUUCUCCACACACCUCUCCUUUUCAGACGCCAUGGCGCUGGCACAAGCCAUCCAGUCUGUUGCGGACCACGUUGCGGACCGGCGAGGGGCCGUGACCAUCGCACUGGCUGGUGCUGGCGCGUCCCUUCUGGCAGUCAGACUUUUGCUCCGUUCCCGAGUCGACCGCUUUCCUGAAGUUCCCGGGUACUGGCUGCUUGGAGUGCUGCCGGAGCUCGGACCAGGGGCGAAGUUCCUGACGGAGAAGUUAGAGGAGUGGGCUGAAAAGUAUGGGCAGGAGGGCGUUUACGAGAUGGAUUUGGCUGGGUCGCGCACAGUCGUGUGCUGCAAUUGGCAGCAAGCUCAUCCCAUUCUCUCUCUUCGCCCGUUCAAGAUGCCAAAGAAUUGGCGCAUUCAGAAUGUCGCGGACAUCAUUGGCGGCAGCUUCUUCUCAGAGGGAGAUCGCUGGAAGCGAGAGAGGCGUGUUCUUUCACCUGCAUUCAGCAGGAAGAAUGUGGAGAGCUACAUUCCGGCAGUGGAGUGCAUUACCCAGCAACUUCUCAGGGAAAUGGGCCGCGAUCUCUCCGAAAGAGGAGAGACCAACUUCUCGGAGCUUUUGCCGCUGUACACCGCAGAUGUGAUUUGCAAGACUGCGCUCGGGCAGGAGAUGCGGAUGCUGGAGAAGAGGAGCUCGGACAUCGUAUCGGAUGUCAAAGCACUCUUCCAGGCCUUCCAGACACGGUUUUUUGCUCCGUUGCCCUACUGGAAAGUUCCGGGAUUGGCCAGCUUCUUUGACAACGGUGCACAGGUUUCCAAGCGCUUCUACAAUCGUUCCGAGCAGAUCCUACAGACAGCCCAAGGCGGUGGCCGGUGCAUUGUCGACAAGCUGAAGGACAUGGACGGUGACAAGUUCAGUCACAGCGAGCUGAUGGACAAUUUGACGGUUCUGUUCCUCGCGGGGACAGACACAACCAGCUUGGCUUUGUGCUGGUCAUUCUACUACUUGUCCAAGGAUCUGCAGCUUCAGACGGCUGUUGCCCAGGAGGUUAGAACGCUGCCAGACGGCGAGAUCUCCUUGACUGAGCUUGAGACGCUUCCCACGGUGCAGGCAGUGUGGCUCGAGACACUCCGGUGCCACGGCCCAGCAAAUGCCUUGGAGCUGCAAUCCACAGAAGAAAUCACGCUCGCCGGCCGGAAGCUGCCAGCAGGCACAGAGUUCCUCAUUGCAAUCCGAAAUAUUCUGAAGAAUGAUCCUGAAGUUAAGAAGAAGUUGGGGGACGAUCUUCAGGUUUUCCGCCCUUCGCGAUGGCUUGGGCCUGAUGGCAUUGUCAAGCAUGCACCCUUCGAUAGCCUAGCCUUCGGCUACGGCCCGAGAAUUUGUCUUGGAAUGCGGCUGGCAGAGUACGAGGGCCUUCUCGUCAUCGCCAAAGUGGUGCAAAAGUUCGUCCUCGAGCAAUGGGACAAGCCGCCAUUGAUGGAGACAGCAAACUUUGUCAGCAACGAGCCUGCUAGCCCGGUGUCCAUCAAGCUCU